Messenger RNA from Anopheles aquasalis, 641 nucleotides. RefSeq names its product larval/pupal cuticle protein H1C-like. NCBI's taxonomy places the organism in Eukaryota, Metazoa, Arthropoda, Insecta, Diptera, Culicidae. The record is from RefSeq and is a predicted model, not a curated record.
AGAUCCGAACGAUCAUCAGUCAAUUGUGUCUACUGCACUACAAACAAGUGUUCUACCAAAACUUCUUCGUUCUUCGAAAACCCACCCCAAAAAACCCUUCAAAAUGUACAAGCUGUUCGUUCUUGCCGCCGUUCUGGCCGUCGCUGCCGCCGCCCCCGGAAUCGCUGUCCACUCCGUCCCGGUCGUGCACGCUGCUCCGGUUGCCGUGAGCCAUUCCUCGUCGCACGUCGUGCACCACGCUCCGGUCGUCAAGACUUUGGCUGUCCACUCGGCCCCAGUUGUUGCCGUCCAUACCCCGGUCGUGAAGGCUGUCCCGGUUGUGCACCACGCUCCGGUUGUGCACCACGCCCCAGUCAUCCACCACGCUCCUCUGGUCCACAAGACCGUCGUGCACUCGGCCCCGAUCGUCCACUCCGUGCACCCGGUCCCGGUCGUCAAGAGCGUCGUCGCCAGCCCGGUCGUCCUCCACCACUAAGUCCACCAACACCAACACCACCCCAAACCCAUCAUCCCACUAAACCACGACGCACGGCGUGAAAUGGCAACUUUUUCUACAAAAUAAAACCCCCCAUCCAGUUCUCGACACUCGACCAACUCUACAGAGCACCGAGCGCCUGGUGGCGCCACCAGCAGCUGGCCAU